Molecule: messenger RNA, 2558 nt
Organism: Oncorhynchus nerka (sockeye salmon)
Lineage: Eukaryota; Metazoa; Chordata; Actinopteri; Salmoniformes; Salmonidae
Gene: lcp2b
Product: lymphocyte cytosolic protein 2b
Exons: 15
Coding region: 469-1740 (423 amino acids)
Biological process (GO): cell surface receptor protein tyrosine kinase signaling pathway; intracellular signal transduction
Source: RefSeq, a predicted model, not a curated record
AGUCCUGCCUCCUCACAGUUACAAAGACAUCAGGGAGGCCUGUAGAAAUAGUACCAUCACCAUUAAACUAAUGCUAAGUAUUUAUCUCUCCACAUAUAUGGCUAAAAGGAUGAGCAUUGUGUAGCAGCUAAUGCCCAUCACUAACAGGAGACUUACUGUUAUCUCCUGUCUACAUUCACUGAGGUUUCCUGGAGUGAGGAUCUGAUUCCCUUGUGUGAAUUGUCUAGGAGGAAAGCCAAAGCCCUGGACCUUACUCACACUUGAGAAAAACCUUGGACUUUACUAAAAACCGUGGACCAUACCAAGACAAAAACAUUGGACCUACUAAGACAAGAGCCUUACCAACAGAAGAGCCUUGGAUCAAGAAGAAGAGCCUUGGAUCUAGAAGAAGAUCCUUGGAUCUAGAAAAGCCUUGGACUCAAGGCUUACUAAGACAAGACUUUGGAAAGCUUUGCACAGAAGAAGACGAUGAGUUUUGACAGUGUUCCCUCCAGGUCAGAGGUGAUGGGGUGGAACGCACGUAGUCUAGCCGACUAUAUGAAGAGGCUGAGGCUGUCCAGCUGUGACAAAGUGGUGAUGAAGACUAGCAUGAACGGAGCACGCUUUCUGAAGAUGAAAGAUGGCGACCUUCAGAAGUUUCCCACCAUUCAUAUUCCAGUCAUCACUGAGAUCUGUAGUGAGAUCAACAGGAGUGAAGAGGAGAGGGGGUUCAGUCAGAGAUCAAGGGAACCUAAGAGACAUCAACAAGAUUUUGUACAAGAGGAAGAUGAAGCCUGGGAUUCAGAAACGUUUGAUAUGAGUGAUAAUGACUAUGAGAACCCUGAUGAGGACGACAGUUAUAUCUGUGCCUUGUCUGACCGCCUGCCACCUGCAGAGGGAGAGGAGGAAGAGGGGAGUGAUGGUGACUAUGAGCCUCCUCCGUCAGCUACAGAGGAGAUCCCCCGCCUCCUCAAUCUCCCUAAGCCCCUAGGGAACAGUGACUAUAUAGAUUCCGUGCGUGGAGGUCCGUCAGGAACUCUUCCUACUGGAAGGAUUCCGAGACCACCCCAGCGCCCUGGUCCUCAGGCUCUGGCCACCAGCCAUAACACACUGGCCAGACCUCCCACAUCCAGACUAGACCCCUCCCCUCAGAGGCCAUUCAAAGCUGCAGGUAAACGCCCUUCUGUCCCCAUGGUUGACCGAAGCAAGAAGCCUGGACAGCCCGCUCCCACCAAGAAACAACAUCACACAAACACCAAAACAACUCCUACAAGAGAGUGCAGUCCAUUCAGCUCUCCCCAGCCCGCCAUAGUGAAGCCACCUCAACUAAAGGGCCCAAAGUCACCAGACUAUAGACCCAGCUCCAGUAAACCUCCUUCAAUGGUCCCCAACACAAUGCCAGGCACAGAGAAGGACAUUGAUCCUGAGUGGUAUGGAGGACUGGUGACCAGAGGCCAGGCUGAAGCAUCUCUCAGAUGGGUUAACAAGGAUGGAGCGUUUCUGGUGAGGGACAGUUCCAAGGGUUCUUCUGAGCAGCCCUACACCCUCAUGGUGCUGAACCAAGGCAAGGUCUACAACAUCCAGAUACGUCACCAAGGCAACACAUACCACCUGGGCACCGGCCUCAUGGGUAGCGAGAGUUUCCCAGGAGUGGAGGAGAUAAUAGAACACCACACAUACACCCCUCUGCUGCUCAUAGACAUGGAGAAUGGAACUGGAGCACAGAGCCAGUGCUGCCUGCUGCACCCUGCACCACUCUGACCAGAACUAGCAGCACACGAAACACUGUGUGUGUGUGUGUGUGUGUGUGUGUGUGUGUGUGUGUGUGUGUGUGUGUGUGUGUGUGUGUGUGUGUGUGUGUGUGUGUGUGUGUGUGUGUGUGUGUGUGUGUGUGUGUGUGUGUGUGUGUAUGUGAAGUUGCAUGUCGUAAGUUAAAUGUAUUGAAGUUGUACAUAUUAUACUGGUCAUUUAAAAUAUACCUGUAAUGUUUAGAUUGUGAUCAUGAAACAGAGAAAUAUGUACGUGAAUUUCUCUUUGAUAAGAAGCUAUUUUUGUUUCUUUUGACCAUUUUAAUUGAAAACAAUCACAGUAAGGUGCUUAAAUUGUUAUCCAGAGAGGAUUUGAUAUGGAGAUAAACGCUGCAUUGGAUCUUUAACACAUCGCAGGUUGCCGUUUAUUGUCAUGAAUCUUGUCUUGGAGGCAGAACAGAUUAUUUUCCUCUAGAUGGGGUAGCUGCAAAGUCAAAAUUGGCUACAUCAUAGAAUGUUAUGAUAUAUUUUCUUUAUUUUUUGGUCUUAAUUUAAGGUUAGGGUUAGCAGUGUGACUACUCUGCAGAGCUGCCUCCAGGGAUUGAUUCAUGAUAAUAAAUGCUCUGGAUAAGAGCGUCUGCUAAAUGACUUAAAUGUAAAUGUAAAUCAUAAACUAAUCAAUGGGCCUUUCCAUUCUAUGCUGUUGCUGCUGUGUUGAUCAUCAGUUUCCCAGGAGUGAAGAAGAUGAUAGAACAGCACUUUUUCUGUACAGCACUUUGAGAUAUCAGCUGAUGUACGAAGGGCUAUAUAAAUAAAUGUGAUUUGAUUUGA